CGUGGCUGGGCAGUGGGGCCGGCAGCAGGUGGUGAGAGGAGCGGGCAGUUUAGGCCCUCAGUGCCCGCCCACCAGCCGGCAACUCAGCCUGAGGCCGCCCUUCCCUAGGGCUGUGCCGCUCGAUUACCAGCGACGCCAUGGACAAGCUGGGCUCGAGGUGCCCUCUGCCAGGCCUCCUGCGGCCCUCGGUCCUUAUAUGCCUCCUGAUCCUGACAGCUUCUUUCCUGACAUACCCUAUGCUCAGGACCCUUAGCCUGCAGCUCCAUUCAACUGUCACCGGCAGCUAUGUCUCCGGCACUUACUCCAUCGUCUUUGUCAACUGUCCCAAUGAGCAAAUUGCCAGAGAUAUUGCCAGGGCUAUACUGGAUAAGAAGCUGGCUGCCUCUGUGAACAUCCUGCCCAAGGCAUCCUCACUAUACUUUUGGAAUGGAGAAAUAGAAGAAGCCACUGAGAUCCUGUUGUUAAUAAAGACAAAGACUUCCAAGGUACACGUGCUGUCCAGCUACAUCAGGUUGGUGCAUCCUUUUGAAAUCCCAGAGGUCUUCAGUCUUCCCAUGGACCAAGGAGAUGUGCACUAUUUAAAGUGGCUGGAGGAGGGCAUGGAGGAGGACUGAGUGGGGGAGGCUUUUUGUGCAUCCUGCUGGCUGCCUCUAGCCUUCAUCAUCUGCACUCUGGGGAAGGGGAGGCCUCUUUCUGCCUCCUAGCAUCUCUGGAUUCCAUGUUUUUGUCAGCACAGAGGAGCUAAGUAACUUGUGGAGGCUGACAGUCCGAGGCUCCUGAGGCUGGAAGAGGAGGCUGGGCCAGUUGGGCCAAGCGAGAACCCAGUGGAACUUUUCUCUGAGUACUUCAUGCUUAAAGGUGGCCAGAGCGAGGAUG
Molecule: messenger RNA, 876 nt
Organism: Ceratotherium simum simum (southern white rhinoceros)
Lineage: Eukaryota; Metazoa; Chordata; Mammalia; Perissodactyla; Rhinocerotidae
Product: protein CutA homolog
Biological process (GO): response to metal ion
Molecular function (GO): copper ion binding
Source: RefSeq, a predicted model, not a curated record